Molecule: messenger RNA, 6425 nt
Organism: Archocentrus centrarchus (flier cichlid)
Lineage: Eukaryota; Metazoa; Chordata; Actinopteri; Cichliformes; Cichlidae
Gene: plxna2
Product: plexin A2
Exons: 32
Coding region: 318-6020 (1900 amino acids)
Biological process (GO): semaphorin-plexin signaling pathway; regulation of cell migration
Cellular component (GO): semaphorin receptor complex; plasma membrane
Molecular function (GO): semaphorin receptor activity; protein binding
Source: RefSeq, a predicted model, not a curated record
GAUUAUUAAAAUUAUCCUAAAAGGGGACAGUUUGACUUGCUUGAGCAUUUGGAAACAUUUCUUACCUUCUCUGGAACUGAAGCGAGUCCAGCGCAUCAGUGAAACCCCAGAAGACGGCAGCAGCAGCGGCAGCGGUGGAGGGAACAGGAUAGGGAUAACCGGGAGAUCCACUUUAAAUGAAGAGAAACAUGUGAAAACCCUUGUGAAGCUUGACCUGCAAGUUAGCCUUCAGCAACAAAAAGGCAAAGGUCUCCUCCCUCCUUAAUUGCAUCCAUUCUCUCAACUCCCUUAGCAGUUCCCUUCCAGGCCUGUUAAACAUGAAGGGCCAGCAAGCUUUUUGCAGAACUUUAUCACUUAACCCUAAAGUGGGAUCAGUAGCUACUCUACUAGGCUUCUGGCUCUUAAUACCUGCCUUAUCCAAUGGGCAAACUUUCACUAGUUUCCACCCUGAACGUCGGGACUGGGUAUUCAACCACCUGACAGUUCACCAAACCACAGGCGCUUUGUAUAUUGGAGCAGUCAACCGUGUGUACAAGCUCUCAGGCAACCUGACUCUCCUAGUUUCUCAUGAUACAGGCCCAGAGGAUGACAACAAGGCCUGCUACCCCCCUCUGAUUGUCCAGCCAUGUUCUGAGCCCCUUGUCUCAACCAACAAUGUCAACAAGCUUCUCCUAAUUGAUUAUUCCCAAAAUCGGUUGCUCGCCUGUGGCAGCCUAUACCAGGGUGUCUGUAAACUCCUCAGAUUGGAUGACCUCUUUAUCUUAGUGGAGCCGUCCCACAAGAAAGAGCACUACCUCUCCAGUGUAAACCAGACUGGGACUAUGUAUGGGGUCAUUGUGCCUUCACAGGGCCAGGAUGGGACCCUGUUUAUUGGCACAGCGGUAGAUGGCAAACAGGACUACUUUCCUACUAUCUCUAGUCGAAAGCUGCCUCGUGACCCAGAAUCCUCUGCUAUGCUCGACUAUGAAUUGCACACUGAUUUUGUGUCCUCCCUCAUCAAGAUACCAUCAGAUACACUGGCACUGGUCUCUCACUUUGACAUCUACUAUGUUUACGGCUUCGCCAGCGGCAGCUUUGUUUACUUCCUGACUGUGCAGCCCGAGACGCCAGAAAACAGCAUGUCAUCGAGUGGAUCCGGCAGUGAUCUCUUCUACACUUCUCGCAUUGUUCGCCUCUGCAAAGAUGACCCCAAGUUCCACUCUUAUGUUUCCCUGCCUGUUGGCUGUGUGAAGAGUGGUGUUGAGUACCGGCUACUGCAGGCUGCCUACCUUGGCAAGCCAGGACGCGUUCUCGCUGCAUCACUCAAUAUCAGUGCCCACGAUGAUGUGCUGUUCACCAUCUUCUCUAAGGGCCAGAAGCAGUUCCAUCGCCCACCAGAUGACUCAGCACUAUGUGUCUUCACCAUUCGUGACAUCAAUGCACGAAUUAAGGAGCGCCUGCAGUCCUGCUACCAGGGAGAAGGAAACCUGGAACUUAACUGGCUGCUUGGGAAGGAUGUGCAGUGCACCAAAGCGCCGGUGCCCAUUGAUGACUCCUUCUGUGGUCUGGACAUCAACCAGCCGCUUGGCGGCUCUCAGCUAGUGACUGGCCACACUCUCUACACUGAGACUCGGGACCGUAUGACUUCUGUGACCUCUUAUGUCUACAAUGGCUACUGUGUAGCUUUUGUGGGUACCAAGAGUGGACGGCUAAAGAAGAUUCGUGUUGAUGGGCCCCCUCACGGUGGCGUUCAGUAUGAAACCAUCUCGGUUAUCAAGGACGGCAGUCCUGUCCUCAGAGAUAUGGCCUUCUCUCUUGACCGCAACUACGUCUACGUCAUGUCUGAGAGACAGGUUACCCAAGUUCCCAUCGAGUCAUGUGAGCAGUACGGGACAUGUGGAGAGUGUCUGAGCUCCGGGGAUCCGCACUGUGGUUGGUGUGUUCUUCAUAAUAUAUGCUCUCAGAGGAAUCGAUGUGAACGUGCGGAUGAGCCGUACCGUUUUGCUGCUUCGCUCAACCAGUGUGUGAAGGCAACUGUGUAUCCAGACAGCCUUGCAGUUUCAGAGCCUAGCGUACCUCUGCUGGUGAAGGUGAGCGAUGUUCCAGACCUUUCCGCUGGCAUCACCUGCUCCUUUGGCAACUUGACAGAAGUGGAGGGCCAGGUCAAUGGCAACCAGAUACUCUGCAUAUCUCCUGCUGCUAAGGAUGUCCCUCUCAUCCCCACUGACCAAGACUGGUCAGGCGUUGAACUGAGGCUGAAUUCUAAGGAGACUGGUCAGAUGCUUAUCAGCACAGAGGUCAAGUUUUACAACUGCAGUGUCCACCAGCUGUGUCUGUCAUGUGUGAACAGUGCCUUCCGCUGCCACUGGUGCAAAUACCGCAACUUGUGUACUCAUGACCCCUCCAGCUGUUCCUUCCAGGAGGGACGGGUCAACGCUUCUGAGGACUGUCCCCAGCUUGUGCGCUCUGAGGAAAUUCUGAUCCCAGCAGGUGAGGUGAAGCCCAUAACCCUGAAGGCCAAGAACCUGCCGCAGCCCCAGUCUGGCCAGCGGGGCUAUGAGUGUGUCCUCCACAUCCAGGGGGUCAGCCACAGAGUCACUGCCCUCCGCUUCAACAGCUCCAGUGUACAGUGCCAGAACAGUUCGUAUCUGUACGAAGGAAUGAAAAUCAGCGAGCUUCCUGUGGAUUUCUCGGUGGUGUGGAACGGCAACUUUAUUAUCGACAACCCAGAAAAUAUCCAAGUGUACUUGUACAAGUGUGCAGCCCAGCGGGACAGCUGCGGCAUGUGUCUAAAGGCAGAGAGGAAAUUCCAGUGUGGCUGGUGCAGUGGUGAGGGAAGGUGUACACUGAGACACCACUGUCCCCCAAUUAACCCUUACACCACCCGCUGGCUGAACCUGUCCAGCAAAAAUGUGAAGUGCACCAACCCACGCAUCACUGAGGUGACGCCAGUGGCUGGACCCCCAGAAGGAGGCACCCGGGUGACCAUCCACGGCACAAACCUUGGUCUGGCUUUCUCAGAUAUGGUCGGCAAUGUGGAGGUGGCAGGAGUGAGGUGCACCCCUGUAGAGGAUGGCUACAUCAUUGCUGAACAGAUUGUAUGUGAGAUGGAUAUGGCCCAUGCAGACAAUAGACCUGGUCCAGUACAGCUCUGUGUCGGAGAGUGCAAGCCAGAACUCAGGGCUCGCUCGUCGCAACUCUACUCCUUUGUGACUCCAGCUGUCACAGGCCUGUCCCCUAGCAGAGGUCCAGAGUCUGGAGGCACUAAAGUAACUAUAAUGGGAGAAAACCUCGGCGCCGGCAGCAGUGUCAACGUUAAGUUUGGAAACCAGACAUGCGAGUUCUUUGGACGGACGAUGACUGAGAUAGUCUGCUACUCUGCCCCUUCUCUGUCUGGGGUCGGCACAGUUCAGAUCAGCGUGAGUGUGGAUCGCGCCCAAAUCAGGGAGAGCCUCACCUUUGAGUACACAGAGGACCCUACUGUACAACGCAUUGAACCAGACUGGAGCAUUGCAAGUGGUCACACACCCCUGAUGGUGACAGGAACCAAUCUGGAUGUGGUUCAGGAGCCCCGGAUCCGAGUGAAAUAUGCUGGCCGAGAGUCUGUCAACGUGUGUAAAGUAUUGAACACCACCAGCAUGAGCUGCUUUGCUCCUUCUUUGAUGGCGGAGUACCAUCCAGGUUUGGACACUGUGAAGCACGCAGACGAGUUUGGAUUCAUCUUCAACAACGUCCAAGCGCUGCUGGUCUACAACAACACUAAUCUCCUCUACUACCCAAACCCUUACUUUGAGCCACUCAGCAUCACUGGUGUCCUUGAGCAAAAACCAGGCUCACCCAUCAUUCUCAAGGGCAGAAACCUGGUUCCUCCAGCAUCAGGAGGGGUGAAGCUUAACUACACAGUACUAAUAGGAGAGACUCCCUGUUCUGUCACUGUGUCUGAGAGCCAGCUGCUGUGUGAGCCUCCCAACCUCACUGGCCAAUACAAAGUCAUGGUUCAAGUUGGUGGUCUCCAUGUGUCCCCGGGUGCCGUGCACAUAAUGUCUGACAGCCUGCUGACCCUUCCAGCCAUUGUUAGCAUUGCUGCGGGUGGAGGUCUCCUCCUCAUCAUCGUCAUCCUCGUCCUGAUCGCCUACAAGCGAAAGUCACGUGAAAACGAUCUGACCCUUAAGCGCUUGCAGAUGCAAAUGGACAACCUGGAAUCACGAGUUGCCCUAGAGUGCAAGGAAGCCUUUGCUGAGUUACAGACAGACAUCAAUGAGCUCACCAGCGACCUCGACAGAGCUGGUAUCCCCUAUCUGGAUUACAGAACCUAUGCCAUGAGGGUCCUUUUUCCUGGCAUAGAGGAUCACCCUGUCCUCAGAGAACUGGAGGUGUCAGGCAAUGGCCAGCAGAAUGUGGAGAAGGCCCUGAAGCUGUUUGGCCAGCUCAUCAACAACAAAGUGUUCCUGCUCACCUUCAUCCGAACACUAGAAAUGCAGCGCUCUUUCUCCAUGAGGGACCGCGGCAACGUGGCCUCACUUAUCAUGACUGCCCUUCAAGGACGACUGGAGUAUGCCACCGAUGUCCUUAAACACCUGCUGUCAGACCUGAUUGACCGCAACCUGGAGAGCAAGAACCAUCCCAAACUGCUGUUGCGCAGGACAGAAUCGGUUGCAGAAAAGAUGCUUACAAACUGGUUCGCUUUCCUCCUUCACAAGUUUCUCAAGGAGUGUGCUGGGGAGCCUCUGUUCAUGCUGUACUGUGCCAUCAAGCAGCAGAUGGAAAAGGGUCCCAUCGACGCCAUCACCGGAGAGGCCCGUUACUCCCUAAGUGAAGACAAGCUCAUCCGCCAACAGAUCGAGUACAAAACCCUGAUCUUAAACUGUGUGAACCCAGACAAUGAAAACAGUCCAGAGAUUCCAGUGAAGGUGCUGAACUGUGACACCAUCACUCAAGUGAAGGAGAAGAUACUGGACGCUGUUUACAAGAACAUGCCCUAUUCUCAGCGACCACGCGCUGUCGACAUGGACCUUGAAUGGCGCCAGGGACGGAUGGCUCGUGUGGUAUUGCAAGAUGAAGACAUCACAACUAAGAUUGAAAAUGACUGGAAGAGACUCAACACGCUUAUGCACUACCAGGUAUCGGACCGCUGUGUGGUGGCUUUAGUGCCCAAGCAGACCUCAUCAUACAACAUCCCUUCCUCAGCCAGCAUAUCGCGCACCUCCAUCAGCAGAUAUGACUCUUCAUUCCGCUACACGGGGAGUCCAGACAGCCUCCGAUCACGUGCUCCCAUGAUCACCCCUGAUCUAGAAAGUGGUGUGAAGGUUUGGCAUCUGGUGAAAAACCAUGAACAUGGAGAUCAGAAGGAAGGAGAUCGCGGUAGCAAGAUGGUUUCUGAGAUUUAUCUGACUCGACUGCUAGCUACCAAGGGUACACUGCAAAAAUUUGUUGAUGAUCUGUUUGAGACACUGUUCAGUACAGUCCACCGAGGGAGCACUCUUCCUCUGGCCAUCAAAUACAUGUUUGACUUCCUGGAUGAGCAGGCAGACAAACAUGGCAUUCAUGACACAGACGUACGUCACACGUGGAAAAGCAAUUGCCUUCCUUUGCGUUUCUGGGUGAAUGUGAUCAAGAACCCGCAGUUCGUGUUUGACAUCCAUAAGAGCAGCAUCACAGAUGCCUGUCUGUCUGUAGUAGCUCAAACCUUCAUGGACUCUUGCUCCACUUCAGAGCACCGCCUGGGCAAAGACUCCCCAUCAAAUAAGCUGCUCUACGCUAAAGAUAUCCCCAAUUACAAGAGCUGGGUAGAAAGGUACUACGCCGACAUCAACCGGCUCCCAGCCAUUAGUGACCAGGACAUGAAUGCCUAUUUGGCAGAACAAGCCAGACUCCACUCCACAGAGUUCAACAUGCUCAGUGCUCUCAACGAAAUCUAUUAUUAUGUCAGCAAAUACAGUGAAGAGAUCACAGCAGCCCUGGAUCAGGAUGAACAGGCAAGGAAGCAAAGGCUGGCCUACAAAGUGGAGCAGCUCAUCUCUGCCAUGUCCUUUGAAAGCUGAGAGUAACUACUACUCAGAGAAAGAGAGCGAGAGAGGACCACAGUCUCCACACGACCUACCAGAAAGGUCUUGCAUUGCUUACUCUCAUCGUGGGAGCUGAAACCAUGAACUGGGACCUCUGUAUCUACAGCUGGACUAACAUAAAACUGCUUGAGUUUGUAAUUCUCCCACCUCCUUCCAUGACGGUGCCAACGCAGGGCCCAAAGACUGAAACAGAGGCCUCCCUGCAACUGGAUUUGCUAGUGGCAUAAGUAAGAGACUAUAGCAGAGAAUGCAACCACAUGGCUUGUAUUUAUUUUUUUUUUCUUUUCUUUUUCACAAAGGACAUUUUCUCUGUUUGACAGGGAAUCGUAUGCUGUGCGUGUGUGUGUGUGUGUGUGUGUGUGUGUGUGUGUGUGUGUGUGU